GGUCAUGUUUUUAAGUUUCACAGCUAUUGAAAGCUCUGGGCGUGACACUUAUUAAAGAACAGCAGAUGAAAAGAAGAUCUGUGGAACUGGACUAUAUAGAUUUUAAUGAAGAAACCAGCACAGUUUCUUUAAGUUAGCAGAAUUACAUUUUUAAUUUGUUUGUGAAAAUAUUACAUUGAAGUUUGCUUGAGUUUACAAGAACGCUGCAUGAGCAAGGUUACAACAGAACUGACUGAACUGAAUCAGAUCUUGUGUGGAGGCGAGUACAUCUUUCCUACAAGGAUCUUCAUGCAACUAAAACUCAGUCUAAGCUCAAAGAGGAUUUCACUGGGUCAAAUUCAUAUGAUUCUUCAUCAAAAACACAAGAUCCUUUACACAGAGCAGUAAUUAUACCUGAAAAGUCUUAACCCAGAAAGUGGAGGGAAAUUACAGAAAUGGAUUCAGAAAAUAACAAAAAAGGUUCUCGUGGAAUCUAUAUCCCUCUUUCUGAAUUCACUAAUCUAUCACUAAUCACUAAUCACAAUGACACGAAUAUAAAGCAAAAAAACACAAGGCCUAAAGAAGAAAAAAGGCUUGUACUUAUAGACGGAGAACCCACAUUUCAAAAUCAGGAUAAUGAUCAGAACUUGUCAGGGAAAACGUCUCAAGUUGUGCAGUACGACAAUGAAACCAAUAAUGCUGCAUUGUUGUUUGAGAUACUCAACAAAGAAACUAUAAAAGGGCCUGCGGUACAAUCAACUUAUCGUUUGGACCACAAGUGGUGCCAGAAAGCAAGAGAUGAUACAAGCCUCCUCAGCAACAUCGCAUCACAGCAUGAAGACCUUAACCAGGAAAAAUUGAAAGAUUUGGAGGAACUCUGUCGACUAUACGUUCAAGACAAAGAUUAUUCUAAAGCCUAUAUAUACACUGGUCCACUUUACCAUACUAAAAAAGACAUAACAAAAAAGGAAAAAAAGAAAAUAGAAGAGAGGUCAAAGAACGGGAAAGCUCUGCCAACUUAUUUCUUUAAGAUCAUCAUUUUGGAGAAGAAUAAUGGAGAACGCAAGCUUAAAUGCUAUGAGAUACCCAAUGAAGGAAAAGGACAAGGACAAGAAAAACAACAAGAAAUACAACACCAAAAACAACAAGAAACACAACAACAACAAAACCAACAAGAAAAACAACAAAAACAACAACAAAAACAACAACAAAAAUUACAAGAAAAACAACACCAAAAACAACAAGAAAAACACCAAAAACAACACCAAAAACAACAAGAAAAACAACACCAAAACCAACAAGAAACACAACAACAACAACAAAAACAACAACAAAAACUACAACAAAAACUACAACAAAAACAAGAAAAACAACAACAAAAACUACAACAAAAACUACAACAAAAACAAGAAAAACAACAACAAAAACUACAACAAAAACAAGAAAAACAACGAGAAAAACAACAACAAAAACAACUAAAACAACAACAAAAACUACAACAAAAACAAGAAAAACAACAACAAAAACUACAACAAGAACACCAAAAACAACAAGAAAAACUACAAGAAAAACAAGAAAAAGAACAACAAAAACUACAACAAAAACUUCAACAAAAACAGGAAAAACAACAACUAAAACUACAACAAAAACAAGAAAAAGAACAAGAAAAACAACAAGAAAAACUACAACAAAAACAAGAAAAAGAACAACAAAAACAACAAGAAAAACUACAACAAAAACAAGAAAAAGAACAAGAAAAAGAACAUGAAAAACAACAAAAACAACAAGAAAAACUACAACAAAAACAACAAGAAAAACCACAACAUCAAAAAAAAGUUACAAUAAAAGACAUUGAAAAUGAACUUAGCAAAUUCAGUAAAGAUAUCGAUUACAUCGAAGAAGUUUCUGGACUGACGUUCACAGAAAAGAAUCAAGAGAUUCUGAGAAAAAGAGAGGAAGUGAUGGCUGUGAACUUCAGAGUUGAUAAAGACAUCACGAGUAAUCCAACACAUGGAAUAGUUGAAACAGUUAAAAUAAUCCCUAAACAAAACACAUUUCAGAGAGAGAAUUGAGUCUUCUGGAGUCUAAAGACAUCUGUGAUGAAGAAUAGUCUACCAUUGAUUUCAGAUGCAAAUGUUUGUACUUCUCUCUUCAACCAAUCCAGAGCGAGAACUUUUACUUUAACAUCAAACAUAUUUUCAAAUGUAUUGCAGCUCUCUGAAAUAUCUGAUUCUGACAAUGACACUUACAGUAAUAUCUCUAUAUUCACUGUAAACCAUUGCAUUCUGGGAUGUAUUGCUUUAAUAAUGCCUUCAUCAUGAGUAUAUUUUAUGAUUAUUCUAGAAAUUACAUUCUUAUAGGGGUGGUUUCCCAGACAGGGAUUAGACUAGUAGUCCUAGACUAAACUAAAUGUAAAAGCUGUCCAAACUGCCAACAACUAUACAUAUCUGAAAAUACAUCAGUGCCCUUUGUUUUGCCUCAAAAUGCACACAAGUAAUGGUUUUAGUAAGACAUGUUUGUUUAAACUAGUUUUAUUUCCUAAUUAAACUAAGGCCUAGUCCUGGCUUAAGCUAAUCCCUGUCCAGGAAGCCCCCCUAUAGUCUUUUUCUUACACAGUAUAUUAAUUAUGACUGUUUGACAUUUAUAUAGCUAUGUUAAAGUCAUGAUGCUGAUGGUGAGAUAUGUUUGAUAUACUUUUAAAUGUUUGUAGGCAGACUGAUCAUCUGUUAACCCAUUUGCGCCUGAUGCUGCAUGCCGAAACAUUACAUCUACCGCCGGUUACUUUUAUUUCAUGUUUCUAAAGUGCUACAGAGUAUGUAUGCAUGUAUUAAAUCAAAUGUAUUCUGUUUGCUGGUAUAUAUUCUGAUCUGGAUUGAUUCUGCAAUCUGAUUAUUUUGCAAUUAGCAAGUUUGAAUUGGUUUUGAAAUCUGUGCAUUUAUCUACACACAGUGACUAUAUUUAUUAUAUUAGCCUCUCAGAGGUUAAUCAAUUUUAGGUAACCACAUUAUAUCUUUGCAUUGUGGUAUUUUAAAUAAAGGAACAUUCAACUGA
Misgurnus anguillicaudatus (oriental weatherfish) is the source of this 3030-nucleotide messenger RNA. Lineage: Eukaryota; Metazoa; Chordata; Actinopteri; Cypriniformes; Cobitidae. The record is from RefSeq and is a predicted model, not a curated record.